Molecule: messenger RNA, 3067 nt
Organism: Pelmatolapia mariae (spotted tilapia)
Lineage: Eukaryota; Metazoa; Chordata; Actinopteri; Cichliformes; Cichlidae
Gene: tax1bp3
Product: Tax1 (human T-cell leukemia virus type I) binding protein 3
Exons: 4
Coding region: 208-594 (128 amino acids)
Biological process (GO): receptor clustering; embryo development; receptor localization to synapse
Cellular component (GO): basolateral plasma membrane; cell junction
Molecular function (GO): protein binding
Source: RefSeq, a predicted model, not a curated record
UGAGACAAAACACGCAAACCCGAACGCCUGGGGGGCGACGUGACAUCAUUCCUAAAGCCUUUGGUUUCCAGCUCGGGAUCUUCCUGCGCUGUUUCAUGUAAGGAUCUAGGAAGUAGUCCCGCUAUCUGAAUCGACUUGUCUUUAGUUUUUAAAGCAGCAGAAGCGGAAAGUUUCUUCUCUAUAUAAGCCAAACAGCUCAGCGAGAGUAUGUCUUUCGUCCCAGGUCAGCCGGUGACUGCUGUUGUGGAACGAAUUGAGAUUCAGAAACUGCGGCAAGGAGAGAAUCUCAUCCUUGGCUUCAGCAUCGGAGGAGGGAUAGACCAGGACCCCGGGCAGAAUCCCUUCUCUGAGGACAAGUCUGACAAAGGCAUUUAUGUGACCAGGAUAUCACCUAAAGGCCCAGCAGACUUGGCCGGCUUGAAGAUAGGAGACAAAAUAAUGCAGGUGAACGGUUGGGACAUGACCAUGGUGACUCAUGAUCAGGCUCAUAAAAAACUAACAAAGAAGAAAGAGGAUGUGGUACGACUGCUAGUAACCAGGAAGUCGCUUGAGGAGGCUGUCAAACAGUCUAAGGGCUCUUAUCCCAAACACUAGUGUGGUGGCUCUACUUUUACACAGACUAAUGCCAUAGCCAAGGAAUGAAGACUCACUUGGAGAACACAUACUCCCCCAAAUAGCUGCACCGUGGCCUUUAUACUCCAGUAAUGCAAAAAUAGAUAAGUAAACAAACUGAGACAGAUCAGUUUGUUCAUUCAGAUCAGUCUGUAGAAAAUGAGACUCUGUUAUCUGUUUUGUUUUUUCUCUCAUUUGUGGCAUAUCCAAUUAUAACUGAUCUCAGUAAAUUAUGUGAAAUAACGCUGCUUGAAUAACAGCAUUUGAGAUAUUUGCAGCGAUUAUCAUCUUUAUUUGUACUUAAAGCAACUUAAAUUAGAACAUUUUAUAGACCGGUACUUCUCCAAGGAGUGUUAACUCAUUCACACAUUUAGAAUAUAUUUGUUUAGUAAUUUGUCCACAUUUCACCCCCCCCCCCCUUUUCUUUUUUUUUUAAAAUAUAGGUUAUUUGGGAACAAUCCGAGUUUAAUUUGUUUUCCAGCAGCUGACCAAAGUUACACCGGACACACUGGAUACACCCAGAAAAAUUCACUGUUGUUUAUUCAUCUCAGUUAAAGAACCAAUAUCUUUCUGUCACUAAUACAGCAACAAAUGCCAAAGUAAAAUCAAAGUUUGUGUAAUUUAGUAUUUCCAGUUUUCCUUUUCUUUAAAUAAUGGUACAGUAUAUUGUAUAAAAUCUAUGCAAAAAUGUCAAUAGAGCAAAUUUUCAAUGUGUGUUUUUUUUUUUUUUUGUUUUUUUUUCCUAAUGAUAAUUCUACUGAUGCAUCACAUUUUUCAAGUUGCAUUCAGUGUAACAUCCUCUCACCUUAUGCAUCUGUUAAAGUAACUACACAACCAGAAUUACAGUAAAGGUGUUUGAUAUGAACGUUAAUUCACAUGUUGGAUGUUUCUGGAUGCACACCUGUCAAAUGAGCUUUCUCAUUUUCAGCAUAUUUGCUUCCAGUUACCUUUUAUCGGCUUCAGAAAGAGAACAAUGGUUUUUUUUUUGUUUGUUUGUUUUUCCUGGAGGAGAUGUCAUUCAGCAGUUAGCUCCACUGAGACCAUCUCGAGGUUUAAAUAGUUUUUUCUUGUCACUGAACAAAAGUCCAGUUUGAAACUAUAAAUCAGAGCCAAGAAGGAGUGAAUGUUGUUUGUUAACUUGAAAAUGUGCACAGCAGCCUUAAAUGUAUUAACACUAAGUUUUAAUAAUUCAUUUCCAAUUUACCAGUGUGGUAUGAUCUCACUAGUGCAUCUUUCAUACAACAUGUAAUAAAUGACACUGGAGAUGACUGGUUUACUUCUAAUAAUCAGUAUGUUUGCUAUGAAACCUUUUCGUACUGAAACCGAUAUUGUGCUACAUUUCUUUUACUUUUGGGUGAACUUACUUUUUUUUGGUAUGUAAGUUGCUUAUAAAAUAUUAGAUUUUUACAAUAUUAUACAAGCAAUAAUCAAGUUUGUAAAAUAAAUGGUUUGCUCAAAUAAAAUACCUGUAUAACUGUAAAAACCAAACAAACAAACAUGCUGCUGGUCAUUUAUUUAUUAUUGUUUCAUACUGUACUGUAGAGUUGAUUUACAGGGCACCUGUGGGCCUCUCAGUUUGACCUCUCAGUAUUUUAAAUUAAUGUCAUCUUAGAAUCUCUAAGAGUUUUUGUGGAACUGCUCUGUUGGAAACCACUGCUUCAGAAAAUGUCGGUAUAGCAGUACGUUUAUAAAAGUUUAGCCUGAAAAAUUUUAUGUUUCAAACAUAUUUUCCUCAAGACUUUGUAAACUGCCAGAUGAGCACAAAGUUUGUUUUGUUUUUUGUUGUUGUUUGUUUUAUUGUAGAACAUUAGAAAAGUGAAUGUUUGUCAGAUAUAAAAGGAGUUCUGUUUUUUCAACAAUGGCCGACUGAAUGCUGUUUAGACUUGUAGUAUCUUGAUAUGUUAAUGUCAGUGGGUCUGUUUCAAACGUUGUCAGGGUGCUCGAACACCAAAUCAACAGAUUCAGAUAAUGUCAUGUUAAUAGAAAGGACCGCAUGUGUGAAACGUGCUAAAAUCUGCGAAUAACAUGCCAGUCUAACAGACAUACAGUAACUGAUUACUUUACCCAUCUUUAUUUUAUGUUGCAGGACCUUCACAUAGCUUCGUGAUACCAGUUAAAGAGUAAUCAGCUGACAUUUCAAAGCAAAGAAUCUAUUCCCUGACCUUUCCAUGUUUGGCAAGGCUUUUUGAUACAGUGCGCUCUUCUUUUAUCUCUUAAAUGUGUCCGCUAUCAGCUAUUCAAAGCAUACCUUUGAACAGAGGUAUCAGAUAAUUCAUAGAAAGGAACCUUUCCAUUGUGUUGCUAUAACUGUAUAUGCCUCUAAUAUUUCAUUUUCCACUUUGAAAGUGCAUUUCUCUGCCUGCAAGCUGCAUGAUUGUAAACCCUUUUUUGGGGUACACGUAUGUUCCAGAGCAAUAAAAAGUAAACAUUCACACUAGUUCUUCUAGAUUUUAAG